Trichoderma atroviride IMI 206040 is the source of this 1195-nucleotide messenger RNA. The record is from RefSeq and is a predicted model, not a curated record. Lineage: Eukaryota; Fungi; Ascomycota; Sordariomycetes; Hypocreales; Hypocreaceae.
AUGUGUGGCAGGUAUUCAUUAGCUCUGCCACUUUCCUUAAUCCAGCAAAUGUUAGCAGACGAUGGCGUUGAGACUGAAGAUGCAGCGCUGGACGGAAGCAGCGAAGCCCACCAUCAAACAUAUAACUUUGCUCCGGGAAAUAAUGGCGUUGUAUGUAGAGCUAAUGCUUCCUCUAGCGGUGUCGAAAUAAAGGGCAAAUGUCACUUCGCUUCCGAUAAUAAAAGCCCCAGAGAAGGGUCUUCCAAUCUUGAGGGCCGUGAUGAAGUCAUCAAAUACAAUCUACAGUCAAUGAAGUGGGGGAUUCUACCUUCGUGGUCGAAGCAGAACGACGCUCCUAACCGCGGAGUCAUAAACUGCAGAGAUGACUCUCUCAGGACUACGGGUGGUAUGUGGCAAUCGAUAAAAGCCCGCAAACGAUGCAUUGUUGUCGCACAAGGGUUUUUUGAAUGGCUUAACGUAAGUGGCAAGGAAAAACGUCCAUAUUUCAUAAAACGAAAAGAUGGCCACCUAAUGUGCUUUGCUGGGCUAUGGGACUCCAUUCUGCAUCAAGACGCCGGAACUAGAACUUAUACUUAUGCAAUAAUCACGACCGACUCAAACCAACAGCUACGAUUCCUGCACCAUCGUAUGCCGGUCAUUUUUGAUGCUGGUUCUAAAGAAUUCCACCAGUGGCUUUAUCCAUUACAGCAAAGAUGGACUGAUGACCUUCAGUCCUUACUUAAACCCUUCCAAGGAGAGCUAGAUAUUUAUCCUGUUAACAGGAACGUUGGAAGAGUUGGCCGUAGCUCUCCAUCAUUUAUUGUCCCGUUGAUUCAGAAUGACGACGAGCAUGGCAUCAUCCACUUCUUUCCUAAAAUUUCCGACAGUUCAACCGCAGAAAAGCCAGAAACGCCGGAUGAGACAAGAAAGUGUGAGAGCGACGAUGAACAUCAUCUCGUUUCUUCCAGUAGCAGGCGAUAUUUACCUGAAAGAACAGAGUCUCCGAAGAAGCACGAGGCUGAAAGUUGCUAUACUCCUCCGUCGAAGAAAAGACGCACUAAGCCAGCCCCCCAAGGCAUCCAAAGAAUAACGGAUUUUUUCGGCCAAACACAGCGCGACAAAUAAGGGGUUGAUUUCCCAGCGUAGUAAGCUGGCUCUUCAGUGCUAUUAAUUAUUUUGCUUUUUUUGUUGCUUUCCUUUAGUUCUAGCCAUUUUG